Molecule: messenger RNA, 738 nt
Organism: Aspergillus ruber CBS 135680
Lineage: Eukaryota; Fungi; Ascomycota; Eurotiomycetes; Eurotiales; Aspergillaceae
Exons: 1
Coding region: 157-603 (148 amino acids)
Source: RefSeq, a predicted model, not a curated record
CACACACACGGCAUACCGAUACCUCCUCGCUUACUGAGUGCUACACGAGCUCACACGAAAUUCUAAAUACAUUUGCAACCUAAAGAGAUCAAUACCUACUUCGAUCGACCUCAUAUACAACAACAUCCCAAGAACAGACCCAAAUACACCUACACUAUGGGAACGACCUCAGUCCGCCGCAACCUCUUCAACAGCAACCUUAGCAAACGCGCCAUAUCAUCCGUUCCUCCUAUGCAAGGUGCCAGUAACAACACCUUCAAUUUACAAUCUUCUUCUCAUCCCAGCUCCUCAGAAACGAAUCCAUCGUCAUCGAGUAACACCAGGCCCACUGAUAGUGACGAAAUCGUGGUCAAGGACAAGAAUGGCAGCUAUAAACUCGAUAUACCCGUGCUCCCUAUGAUCGUGGGCGAAGAUGGGGAGGAGAUUGAAGGUUUUGAUGAGGGGCACAAUGGCGGAGGGCCGGGUUCUGCUGUCGAUUCAACAGGGGAGACCGAACUUGGAGGACGCGAGAAAGAGAGUAUGUUACUGGAUGGAUCGAUCUCUUUGCUUUUUUACGCCGAAGCUUAUGACGAUAUGACUGACAUGGCUCCGGUUAGGGAUUGAGGCUAGUUUGAUAGAGAUGAUGUGCCGCAAUCGGAAUAGGCAUAUGAGCAGUGACCCAGCUGGUACAUUUACAUAUCUUUGCUCCCUACGUGCCGACAUUUGCUUACUUCAUCAGAAAUAUACAACCUAGUCCAG